Molecule: messenger RNA, 1236 nt
Organism: Macrosiphum euphorbiae (potato aphid)
Lineage: Eukaryota; Metazoa; Arthropoda; Insecta; Hemiptera; Aphididae
Source: the annotation of a GenBank genome assembly
AUGUUUUGUUUUGUGAUAUUAUUAUUUAGUAGUUUCGUACCUAUUUCGUAUUUGAAGCACUACUGCACAACAAACUUACAUCGAAUUUCGUCUUCGAACUCAAUACGCUCUUGUCUUUUAAUUGACAUUAUUAUCUCAAACAUGGCACAACCUGAAGUUGAAAUGUCGGAAUUGGAAGAAUUACAAACCAAAAAAUUAUGGCAUCAAUUGACUUUAAAACUUUUGGCCUAUGUUAAGGAUACAAACAUUCAAAAAAAAGUCGACUUGUUGAAUUUCUACAAUAAAUUUAUUCAACCAAUAGAAAGCAAAAUGAAUUCUUUUGCUUUGGUUGAAAUUGUUUCGUAUGUCAUUCCAUUUAUCAAGGAACCAAAAGAAGCAGUCGUAUUUUUAGAAAUUCUAGAACCGAAAGUUAAAGACAAAGUUGAAGCUUUAAUUUUUGCUAAGGUUCUAAAAGGUGAAAUACUUUUGGAUAAAUUGAAAAAUCAACAAGACUGCUUGGUCGUCAUUACUGAUGUUGAUAAAUUGCUGAGUGAUCUGGAUGAAAUAUCCCCUGUGCAUAGUCGGUAUUAUUUGUUGGCCAGUCAUCUGUAUCGUAUUCAAGGAAAGCACACUGAAUACUACCGCACUUGUUUGAAGUAUUUGGGUUCAAUUGACUUGUCUACAAUUAGCCAACCAGAUCAAAUAAGAAACGCAUUUUUAUUGGGACUUGCUGCGUUGCUAAGCGAUGACAUCUAUAAUUUGGGUGAGCUGCUCAUGCAUCCCAUUUUAGAUUCGUUAAACAACACAACAAAUUAUUGGUUAGUAGAACUGUUAAAUGCGUUCAACACUGGAGACAUCACAAAAUUUGCCAAAAUGAAGCCACAGUGGGCUUCCAUACCUGAUAUAGCAGUUCAAGAACAUAAACUCAGACAAAAAAUUUCCCUGCUUUGUUUGAUGGAAAUGACAUUCAAACGACAAGCUAAAAACAGAUGUCUAUCAUUUCAAGAGAUUGCACGUGAGACACAAUUGUCAUUAGAACAGAUUGAAAUGCUGGUAAUGAAAGCAUUGUCAUUAGGUCUAGUCAAGGGUAAAAUCGAUCAAGUCAGUGAAGGUGUGUACUUGGAAUGGGUUCAACCAAGAGUGAUGAACAAAACGCCAAUAUCGGGUAUGAUCGGUAGACUGGACACUUGGUGUUCAGAAGUCAAGAACAUGCAAUACAGGAUGCAAGACGAAGCCCAAGAUUUUUUGAAAGUUUAA